Messenger RNA from Porites lobata, 32749 nucleotides. Lineage: Eukaryota; Metazoa; Cnidaria; Anthozoa; Scleractinia; Poritidae. The record is from the annotation of a GenBank genome assembly.
AAUGCAAUGGCUGGUUGUACGGACGGACGGUGUGUUGUCGUCGAAUGUCCCGUGUUUUACUCUGGUUAAUCCGACCACAUAAUUUCAUCGUCUAAUGUGGCACAAGGGCGACAGUGGAAUGAACGCGAUGAAGGCGAAAUCGCUCUGAAAGAGCCUUCCGGAAUGGACGAAUUUAACUUCGCGCUCGGAGACGUUGUGCUGGCUGAAUGGGAAGACAAACUCUUCUACGCGAAAAUUCAGAAAAUUGACCGGGUUACUGGGAAAUGUAUUUUAAUCUUUGACGACGACUCUGUUGAGGAAUGUCCAUUCUCAAAGAUUCACAGUGGUUUGUCCUUAAUUUUUGUGCUCUAAUUUUUCUAUUCCCUCACGAAAAAAUCGAAAAAUCGGCGAUCAGGCGUCUUCAUGUAUGACACACGGAUCGCAUUUGCUCUCUCCUCUUGAUGUGGGAAGCAAUUAGCGCGUUUUUAUUUUGCCUCGGUAAAACUUCCUUUACGUAAUAUUGUAGAAGCAUUGUAAUUGGAUUUCUUUGUGUUGGUUAACGCUGCUUUCUGUUCCCUCGUAGUGACAGAAACGACAGCAGAAAUUGUGUGUAUUAUUUGCAAGGACGGCACUUCGCUGAAGCCAAACGAAAUCGUGCUAUGUGACAAGUGUGGAAUUGGUAAGUAAUUCUUCCGCGUCUGUUUUGUAGUUUCCACUUUCUGUUAGCGCAUCGCUGAGACGGAAGGAACUCGAAGCUUUCGUAACACUGUAAUCGCUUUCUUGCCUAUGUGUGUUUUAAUAUGUGAUGUAAAGAAAGGUCUUCCAUUAAAGAUCGCGGAGAAUCCACCUGCUUCAGUGGCGCUGUUGUUGUGAAAUUAGUAACAAGACGGGUUUGCUUGCAACGUGGAAUCAUUUAAACAAUAACUGCGUAAAACUGAACAUCUAAACUUUUAGUUUUUCUUUGCUUAAAGCGAUUUCAGCUAAACAGAUUCAACUGAAGGAGUAAAUUAUUCAGCCUAAACAGUUUGUAAACGAUUUUUAUUUCGCGGUAAUGACUUCACAUUUCAUGUUUGCGAGGAAGUCUUCUGUUGUCUGGUGAGAUAUUACCAAAAAAAACUUGCUUGUCAUGUGCUAGUCAGACUAAAAUUCCAGUAAACUGGCGAACCGAUGUUAUGAUAAAAUUAAAAUAGCAGAUAUGAGAUAGAACUGAUACAGGUCCUCUUUUAUUUAUGUGAUUGUAUUGAUUUCAAAAAAAUAAGAAUAUUGACGUAGAUUUUCAAUUUGCUCGAGUCAGACUUGUUCAAAAGAGCGCGAUGAGAUGACAAUGGUAUCCAAGGCAAGUGUCCGUGAUCAGUGCAGAAUUCAGCUCAGCCUCGGAAAUGGUUGCCCCGAGACAAACCGAUUUAAAGACGCGCAAAGUUUAAGCUCAUUCAUUUUGUAUUAUAGUCGCUACUAUAGUGUUUGAUAAGUUGGUUGUACGUUUCAUCAGUGGCUGCUGCAGUACUGAACUUUAAUGUAACCGUGGAAUUCAUUAUUCUUUCCAGAAGAGGCUUAUCGCUUACACGUUACGGAAAUCGUUUUCAGGUGUACAGUGUUAACAAUGUCUGAAAUACUUUGCAGUUGCAAGGCAUUUUUAAGUUUUCGUUAAUUAUUCUUUUUCUGUCAUGUCAGGUGACAGCCCUCGCGCGCAAGAUGAUACAAACUUGAACAAUGUUCAUUUUGUCUCCUUGAUCGAACGUUCGAUCCAUUAUCAGAAUUCAACUUCUUCUCGCUUUGACGCAAGCAUAAUUGGAGCUCACGUACAUUUUUACGCUUUAUCUAUUUUUUUUUUGUUAAACUCUUAUUUUUUGAUAUGGCACCCUUCACAGCAUUUAUGAUAUAGUGUUAGUCGCAUCAGGUCUAUUUUUAACAAUUGUAUUCCAAAGUCCCAGUGAUAAGUUGAUUAGUUUCUCAAUUGAACAUAUAAAAACAGUAGGGAAAGCUUGGUAUUUCUGAAUGCCGACUGCGUUGAGUUAUUACCUUGUGUUUCAAAUGCCUUAUUAAUUUAAUUUGUGGUCACAGUGAUUUUUGAAAAGAGAAAGUAGUUUUCUCCAAAAGAUUUUAGUCCUUCUUCUCAUAGACUGUAGCAUUUUCACUAUUUGACAUUUAUUAUGUUUCACCCACCCAGUUUUAGAGUUAAUAUGAUAUGACUGGCCAGAUCAAAGUCUUUCUAACACCUGCUGUGUCUGUAAGCAUUUAUUAUGUUCAGCUGGAGACUAGCUACUGUGCCAUGAUAACUGUACAAACUGUAGUAGAGGCUUGUCUAACAAACAGGCCAAAAUAAAAGCAGCUAUUUUUUAAAUGAAGUUUGCUGCUUUUAAAUAACCUUUUUUAAAGUCAACUCAUUCUAAUAAUACACAACUCACGUUUUGGUUGUGAUAGUGAUUGUGCUUUUAAUGAUGUUUAAUGUUUUGAUGUUCACUUACCUUGAUUAUAAAGCAUCAUUAUCUGUACUAAACUGUAUUCAAAUGCAUUUAACAUACAUAAGAGUUCAUUCAAUCAAUAUUGAAUAUAUUUUUUGAGAUGUGCCAAAUGAUUAAGGAAGCUGUUAAAAUUGAGAAAGAUACUGGAGAAAUUGAAUUAUAGACUUUGUGCAGUAAAGUAAGCACUUAUAUGUGCUAGCCGGAGAAAUUUUAAUAAAACCAUAUGACUGGAGGUAACCAAGGUUGGAGUGGUUGGGGGAAUGAUUUUGUCAUUCAUUCUUAUAGAAAUUCCAGCCCAGAAUUACUCAAGGGAUAAUAUUUAAGAAUAAUAACUACAAAAAUAAUAAUGAUAAGAAUAAGAAUAAGAAUUUAAAAUAUUACGAGAGUUGCUGCAGACCUUAGAAAACUGAUUGUUAGCUGAUCAACAUCCCAUCAAGAAAACCUGGGUGAAGAUCAGUCACUGGUGUGUUAGUGAUAAAAAAAUAACAACAAAAAUAAUAUAUUUAAACAUUUCUUUAGUUCCCUAUCCAAAAGCUAUCAGGUGCUUCACAAUAUAAGCUUCUAAAGUGAAAAUUAAAUUGAAUUAGAAAGGAACUAAAUUGCUGCCUUAUUCAAGACAAGAAAAUAAUGAAACAACUGUGAUGAAUAAAAAUAGUAAAUUUUAGGCUGAAUGAAGUUGUAAGAAUUUUUCUCUUGGUGAUAAUAUUACAUGUAGGUUGACCUAAAAAUUUUAAAUGCGUAUGAUUUUUGUCAACAUUUCAGGUACAAAAAGUAAGAUCUCAGCAACCGGCCCAGCCAGCCUUAAUAUAUAAAUACAUCAACAUUUUUAUUAUGGCAUAUAGGAAUGAGGCUUGCCUAUUUAUUCUGGCUUACUUGUGAGCAAUGCUGUUGUAAAGUGCUUCAUUAAAAUGUGUGACAGCAAAAGAUGGAAAAAAGAGACUACAAAAUCCUUCAAAGGCUUGAACUACUCACUUGCCUUGAAGCAAUGAGCAUGUGGAGUUUUAAGUGUUUCUAAUUUUCUUUGCAUUGUUACCAUGUCUGCUAGACACUUUGUCUCUCUUACUAAAAAGGUGAACUCAGGUCUGUAUAGUGUAUCACCAAAAGCUUGCCUUUACUCUGUAACCUGUUCUUCUUCUUAUUUUUUUUCCUUUCGCUUUUUUCCGUUACCCCUGUCUUAAUAGGCUGUUUCUAGACAUUCAUUUAAAAGUUUCUCUUACUAAAAAAGACAUGAACUCAGGUCAAAUUUAUGCUUAGAUUUUAUUGUCAGUUAACCUUUUUUUAGAGAAUUCAUAUUAAUUUGCAGAUUUCAUAUUAAUUCUCAGUGUAAAAAGUUACUUACAUUUUUUGUACAUUUCCUGAUAAAACACCAUUUGACUUGCUGGACCCCUCCCCCCCCCAGUAAAAACACUGAGUAUUUUGACCUUUCUCAUUGCUAAAUAAUAGUUAUCGGUUUAAUUUUAGCAUUUCCAUUAAAAUCUGACCAAAUAAUAAUUACUGAGUACUAUUAUGUUUGUGGCUGACGUUAUUGUUGAUAAGAUUUUAUGUAUUUGAUGGGUAGUUUCUGCAAUCCUUAAAAGCUCCGCCAUUUCAAAUAAUUAAUAUAACUCAACUGAGAGUUAAUAUUGAUUAUAUUGAUUUAAAAACAGAGGAUUUCUUGUAACGCCAUAUAUAUAAACACUAAUAUUGUCCAGAUUGUAAUAAUUACCUAUAUUGCAAAUGUCUUUAAUGGCCAUUGGUUAUGAAAAAGGUGUACAUUUUUCUUUGUUAUGAGAAAUGACUUGCAGUUUUCAUCUACAAUAUACUGAUAUUACUGUAGAACAGGAGUACACCCAUUUGUGCAUUAUUUUUCAGAGGAAAGUGUUAUUUGGAUAGGUAGAUGUAUGCACAAGGACAAUAAUAAUUAUUUUUACUGAUUUGGGUAAACUUUAAGUCAGAAAUUCUGUGUUGAAAGGCAAUUUUGAAUUGGAGUUAAUUUAACUGCCUAAGAUCAUGAACAUUUCAUUAUCAACAUCUAAAUUCUCCACAGUACACAAUAUCUCCUCUUUAACUUUGUUUUACAUACUGCCAUUUGUCUGUAUUGUUCUGACCAUGUCUAAAGUGGUAUUAAAAAUAUGGAUGGUAAUUUAAUGUUAUUGUACUAGGAAUAUGUGAAUCUUAAAAAAGUUUAUGGACAGGCAAGGCUGAAACUGUCUUUUCUUACGUAGAGCCAUGUAAGCCAUGCGUAUGUUCAUAUACAUUAGUCCCACCCCCAUUCCUGUGUUCACCUAUAAUGUAUCAGGUGCUGAUGCAAAAGAAUAUAGGGAUGGGUGUCUUCACACAGGUGUCUUCAUGCUGCACUGACUGUCCUUUUCUCAUUGAAUGACUCAAACUGGAGCAUUGGUGUCUUGGGAUAGGAUGAUAAUGCAUUGUUUCAGCCCACUGGUAGAUCUAUGGGAGAGGUGCGGGCACCCUAACUUCUUGACCAAUAAAAACCAAGGCUUACAAAGCAUAGGUGCCGAGAUACGUUGUUUCAGUUAGAGAGCAAGGCCCCUCUUUAUAAUUAUCGUAAGAUCCUGGCCUACUGCUGCAUUUAGUAGAUCACCAUGCUCCUGUCUUGUUUCUCAUGAUGUAGAUUAUAAGCUGAGAAAAUUGCCACCCCAUGCAUUGCUUUUCUAUCCUUAUGUCUGAGGUAGAAAUGUUUGAUGACAUCACACAAUGGACUCUACAAUCUUUCAGUCUACUAUGAGUAUCUACAUGUAUGCACUCAUGACUUCUAACCUUGCUGGAUAAUUGAUAGCUUUUAAAGCCCUUUGAUUGUAACUAUAUCUUCCCCUUUAUAUUUGGCCAGGCAGCCAUGUACGGUGUUUAAUUUGAAAUCAGUAUUGAAGCUGUCAGCUUCAAAAUGGUUCGAUAUCAGCUCUGUUAAAUUCAGAUGCAAUUAUCAUUGAAAUGACUUGGACCAGUAAAACCCUUCUGCAAGACUGUAAGUAGCGAUGAUGAUGAUGAUGAUGAAGCUGAAUUCUAAUUUCACUUUCUUCGUUUAUUUUGUUUUAUUCGAUGUUCUGUCAUGAAGAGCAUUAAGAAAAUCAAGCAACCCAUUGCUAACUGUUUUUCUGACAUAAUCACGCUCGUGAGUCGUCGCAUUGGAUUUGAGUUCAAGGUUAAUACACAGCAACAUAUUCCGUUUGGCGUCACCGGCCGAGAUAGGUGCGGCAGUCAGACUAACAUUAAAUUUUGAAAGCGUCACCCUUUACUCAAAACAUCAAUCAAAGCGUUCGCGCUUUGUAGAAUUGAGCAGUGCCGGCCUUUUUUUAAAGAAGCGGAGGCAGGAUAAAAGUCAACUGCUGUAUGGGUUUGUCAAAUUCGUAAAUUAGCUAGAACAUGGGUUUUUCAGUAGUUCAGGGCGAUUUAUGUGCACAGCUGCUCUUUCUACUGUGAGUGUUUACCAACUGUGCAAACCUUGUUCUGGUAAAUAUUCCCUUUUUUGCGUAGCAUUCGUAAUGAACAUUUCAACGUCUAAGCGGCAACCUUUGUAGGCCACAAAUCUGAGGAUAACAAAGUGUUCCAAGAGGAAUAGUAAAGCGUUUGAUGUAAACACCUAACUUCCUUCUUGGGAAGGAAUCGCGCCCUGCCACGCAAACGAGACACGCUCGUUUCAGUAGUAUUAGAAAGUGCCAGUCUUUGAACACAUAAAUUCUUCUUCCUGACGCCUACUUACAACAACAAAGCUUUCUUGGCUGCUUAGCGUUUUUAGCUGGUUGUGUAUUUUUCAGAUACUUGUAAAUUUUUUCCGCGCUAUUUAAACUCGCCGUUUGCUGUUUCAUGGUAGUGAUGCGCGCGCGCGUGUGGUAUGCUUAAGAGGAGCCGUACACUAUACAGCCUGCGUAGUUGGCGGUUUUUAUUGUAUGUGGUUUUUGUUUUGUGGUUCGUACGGUAAGCGAUACGGCCGCGCUAAACAAAGCCCAUCGUUUUCUCCUUUGACCUUGCGAACGUCCUUAUAAAUUCUAACCAAAAACGAAAAUCACACCGAAAAAACCGCCGGCAACACACUUUAUAUUCGCCGGGAUUCGGGCAGGCUGGUGUAGUUAGUCUAAUAGCAGAGGGAUUAAAACCCACGUGAUAUAGUCACAAAUGAACAUUGUAACUAAGUUUAGGCAGAUACCAAGUUGAAUUGUUACUCAAUUUGUUUUUAGAAGGUCAGUCAUUGAUCGCAUGCUCACCUCUCGGUCCGUGGAAACGGUCUAACAGACUAUUAAAACUGUUUAAAUGUGUUCAAAAAGACAAUUUUUAUUGUUUAUAUUCUUCAUAAAAAAUGACGUCAAAAUGUUCAAAACUUAGCAGAGAAACCACUCGCUUUGUCUCGAGGUUUCCCCGAAAAAAUUUUAAACAUUCUUUUGUCAUUUCUAUAUGUUCUAUAAGAGAUUAAAAGACGAAAGAAAAUUGUUGUAUAUUUAAUUUUACAACAAUAUUGGAAAUUUAAAAGUCCAUUUCCUGCGACUGAUAGAUGUGCUGGAGGAAAAUACUGUAAUGAAUUAAGGAAGGUAUUAAAGCAAAAGAGAUACCGAUUGGAGGUCUGCCAAUGAGUAUAAUAUCCCUCAGGCAUGUUACUGUUGUGUAAUAUGGACUACUGAGUAUGGCAGAUAUUAACAGCCGAUCAUUGUCUUGGGCCAGUAUUCAUUUUUCAGAGAUAAAUAGCCUAGAACGUUUAAAUCACCGUUAAAGCAGGUGAGAAUGGGGACGUGCUUUUGAUAAUCAGACGCUCAAUGAAGUUUCUUAAAAAAUGAGGAAAGCUUUUAAGAUGUUUAUCAUAGGUGUACAACAAGCUGAACACGGAACUCGGGGAACAAAAUUUUAGCGGUAUCUCAACACAACAGUUGGCUAUUUACAUGCGAAUUUUUCACUCUUUCUUUUCAAGAUUUUGGGGUCCAUCAUCUCCCCUACUAAGGCUUAAGGUUAUAAAUACAACGAUUGUUUGGGUUUAACUAUUUUCCUUUGCUUUCCCAUCCUCCCGUAACGAUUUUUGCGCACAAACCGGUUUUUGAUCUCUGACUGUUAUUCAACGACUCUUUUUCGGGUGAAUUAUUGUACUUCCAAUAACAAGCGAACUUGUUUUCCAUUCAAAACCGCCCUGUGUACUUGCACAAAAGACCACCCUGACAAAGCAUUGAUACAAUUCGUCUUCUUGUUAUGUGAUCACUGUCGCUUGAAACAAAAGCCCUUUUUUACCAAAUAACGGCAGCAGUAUGCGUGCACACAUAUUGAGGAAAAUUAAAGUUCUUUCGAAGCGGUCUGGUUGGCAUGGAAAUCCGUCCCGUGUUAUAAUUAUACAUUAGUUCUCACACACAAGCACACUGUUGUGGCUGCUUUCGAUCAUUGUUUUAAGUUGCUGAGAUAUCGCGGGGUUUAGCUGAUUUAAAAAGCGCUCACAGAGCACGGUGGAUGCCUCAAAGGUAGGCUGGUUUUUGGACCUUUAUUAGAUUGGCUGAUUUAGACCAUUAUUUUGUAGCCUUUACGCCUUUCUUGAAAAUUAUUCAAGCCGUAAUUAUGCUCUUUUAGUGUUGUACGUGUAUUUGCGUGAAUAUUUACAGUUUGUGUAGUUCAGAAGAGUUAGUAGGUCAAUAGUAAGUCGUAAGAUGGGAGAAAACUCCAUCCCUGCAGCUGCCGAUGAAAUCCGUGCUGAGUCUACUCUACGUAAGGCAAUUAUCUCCCGCAGCCCUUGCCAGCCAUGAGCUUAAGCAUUCAGCUCUAGAAACAAUAUGACAACUGACCCGGUGCUAUUUGUACAAAAUCUCCGACAUUAUGUGGCGUACGAAAACUGGUAGAUAUCAUUAUAACUUGUCUUAUCACCGUGUAUACCCACUGUGUCGCGGCCAUACGUGCAAGCGAACUGAAUGUCACCCGGUCAUGAAAUACGAGGCCAAUUGAAAAGUCGUACCUUUUUGGAUAUGUAGGUAUAUCUUAGCUUUAUCUUAAUGUCUUAAGUCUGAUAUUGCUGAAUAAUUGUCGACGUUUACAGUAAAUGCUUAUCUUGAGAAUAUUGAUAAUCAAUAAUAAAUACUUUCCUCAAACUGUAAAAAAAACAUAGAUCAGCUAAAUUUAAAAAUAAUCAGCACCUGCUAUAAAUCUAUGUGAAGUAAUUGAAAUCUAUCAAAGUUACAAAUGUACGAAGGUAACGAAUAGGAGAAGAGUAUGCACAACUAUAAACUAUGCAAGCCGUGCAACAUCGCACGCAAUGAUGGUUUUGACUUGAAGGUCUUAAAUUUACAUGAAAUUCCCGUGCCGGUAGUUCUUUAGGUAAGUUGUGCCUCUAUUCAUGCUGUGAAUAUGAAUGAAGACUGGCCUAUAGCAGAUUUUACUCAAGGCAAAUGAAUUUCUCGCGUGCAUGUCUUAGAUUGCUAACACUACAACUUUAAACAUUUGCGUUGUACAGCGCUAGUUGUUAAUGAUUCUAAACACCAGUUGUAGGCAAAUAUAUCUUGGCCUACUGGGUAACGUUAUAAGUUGUAGUUUGUCUCCAAUCGUUUGUGUGCAGGCAAAAAAGGUUUGCCCUUCUCAUAGCUUUAUUUUGUAACCUUUCUAUAGAGCCAGAUGCCCAUAUUUUGCAACUAUAAUCUAAAAUAUAAGGUAAAAUUGUAACUUUAUAAAUCUUUAGUAGUAUCAGAGUGGGACCUAGUAAAGACGAAAUUCUAUUUAACAGUUAAAAUUGAUGUGAAACUGUCAAAGGCAAACUGCAUUCCAUGUGACCAUGUUUCGUUACCAAGCAACGUUGCUAAGAACAGAGACUUUCAUUUAUCACCAGGAGACAUUAACCCCUUUGUGUGCUCAGAGGUGAUGUAUUUUUUGUUUCAAAUUAAAUGGAGAAUUUCUAAGCCGUCACGAACUAAGGUCAUUCUUCAGACAUCUUAGUAGCAUUCUGUUCGUUUUUUAUUCUUAACCUCAACUAACCACUUACAAAUUUUAACAAUUACCAAUCAAUUGCCCUGAAUUGAUUUGUAUGGAUUGUACUAGUAGAGUAGUGUAUAGGAUAUGUACCAAGAGGAAUUAAGGUAAACAGCAAUAAUUUGUUAGGUCUGUGAGGUAGAAUGUUUUGGUUGUAUACUUCUUAACUGCCCAUGCUUUCGAAGGAAUUCUGCCUGGUAGAGUUUGUUUCGUGGAAACUGUCGGUAGUGGGUGAGGUAGUGUGGCGGCGCACUGCUAGUGAAGGUUUAAACACAUGUCAAUAUUUGUAAGGAGGACUGGAUGGUGUACUGUGUUACAAAAUUGACAAGAAACUGUGCAACGCAAAUAAUUGUGUGAAAAUCAAAGUUUUGUCGAAAUACGCCUUGAAAAGCCUUGGAGGAAAUGCUGUUAGGAUGUAGCGUGACGGAGCGGUUCGCGCUUUGGACUUGCAAACUGCACACAAUGUAGAGGCCCCCUAGUCCAAUUGGUCUGGCUAAUUCGACUAAUUGUCCAACUAAUGGUUUUCACUCAUUUACUCGGCCCCUCUAGCCUUUGUGCACACAAAUACUACCAAGGGUAAAAGGGGAAUUAUUAUUAUUAUUAUUAUUAUUAUUAUUAUUAUUAUUAUUAUUGUUAUAAUCAUGAUUGGUAUUUUUAUUUGGCAUCGACAAAAAGCAGCAACAUCAUAUAAUCAAAAAUGUGAUAAAUGUAGCUAUUAGAGCAACAUAUUAGAUCUAGGAAUCGGGAUAGCCCAGACUUAAUGCAAUUUUGAUUUUUUUUGUUGAAUAAUUCAAUCUCAAGCAGCCGAUUAUAAAUUACCUAUACGUAGCGAGAUUAACAAUUGUACAUUCAAAAACACAAACAAAGUUUCCAUUAUUAUUACUAUGGCAGUACUUUUUAAGAACUAUGCCUGACAUUCGGGAUCUAUUAGAGCCAUUAGAGAAUGCAAUAUCUCAUAUGCCCAUUCCUGCGAUUACUGAGCGCAAGUGUAGUCAGCUGGAUAGGAAUAUUCUAGCUCUGCCAGUUCGGUUGGGUGGCCUGGGCCUGGGAAACCCGUCCCUUAAAAUACGCUUCGUCAGUCAAAGUAACAGAGCGCCUUGUUGAACAAAUCGAAUCUCAGUCCCAUCAGUUACCAGAAGAUUCCCUCACAAAAUCAGCAUAACAGGAAGUAAGAAGUGAAAGAUUAACUUAUAACUUUAUGUGAUUUCUUGGAAUUUUGAAUUGUGAAGGGGUUUUGCCGCAAAUUUGUAUUGAUAUGGACGUUUCUUUUUAUGAAUAUUUUACUGAAGUUUUGUGUGUAGUUUUUAUAACAUUUUAAUAAAUUUUUUUCACCUUAAUUUUUAUCACUAUGGUAGUAAACACUUCUGAAUGCCCUAAAGUGAAAAAAUAGCCACACCGGGUGCAUUGCAUAACCUGUGGGCUAUAUCUAAAAUCUGGAAAACUCUUAAAAUCUAGAUAUUAUGUAUGAUCCCUAACGUGUACGUUAAAACCUGCCUACAAUACAUUAAAAAUGUUAAGAAAAAAAUUCAAGUUCCUUUGCCAUUUGUUAAAAAAUACCUAAAAUGUGUUUAAAAAUUGCCUAAAAUGUAUUAAAAACAAUAACUAAAAGUUACCGAAAAUUUAUUGAAGAUUGCCAAGAAGCACUUUAAUAAAGUCCCUAAAAAUUGCUAAAAAUUGCUUGACGUCUUAUAAGAUAAUUAUAAAUUUCACGUCACCUAAAAAAUGGUUUAAAGCUAUGUGAGGAUUUUAAACGAUCUUGCAAUGCUGAAAGAAUGUGAGAAAACACUUUUCUGCAUUUUCUUAGUGUCUUACUUUCUGGCCUUUCUCCGAUCAGUGCCUUUAUACUCUUAGCUUUGUUCAUAGAUCCAUCUCCCAAUACAUAAACAAUGAUAUUAUACUGGGUCACUUCAUAGCUUGGAAACUGCCUCUUGAGUUCAAAACGAAGUGGCGCAUAUUUCAUGGUCUUCUCCUACACCUUUGCUUCUCUGUUUUCCAUCCAAAGGGCAGCUCAUUUGGAGUAGUGUGACGGUCUUUGACUUCAGUACUCUCGGUAUAGUUUAACCCAGGAUUAAGCCAAAUUUAAAUUAAAGCAAGGUUUGCUCGUCCAAGAACAUGUAACUUAAGCUUACAAAGCACUAUUAAGCCUUUACUCUGAGAUACAGUAAUAAAAUCACAAAAUGUUACUGUAAGCAAUGUAUGGAAAGUUAAAUACAAAAAGUAGGAACAAAUUUUUAAUCCUGGAUUAGCGCCGCUAAUCGGCCUUUGAGAACGUGUAGCAGGUACUCCUCUUAUUGUUGAAGGGCUGUUAAGAACAUCUGAGGAAACACCAGGCAAAUACAAUUUCUCGUUGAACCAAAGGGCGUGGCCAUACAAUUGGCGCGGAAACGUAGUACAAUUUUUUUCGGAGGCAGACUUUUCGUUGUUUUGACUUGAUUCGACUAUAAUAACAUCUUACUUUCACAAAAUAUGUCUGUAGCAAAGGAAACGUUUGUUUUCCGUAACAGUGUUGCUAGUUAAUCAAGGAUCCUCUUGCGUGCUUGAAACGUUGUGAGCGACUGAAGAAAGGAACCUUAAAGGUACUCAAGUCUCUUUGCUGUUGUAGAUUAGGCAGGCUUUUCCAGGCAUUUAGAUAGUUUGGACGGCGCCGCGGUCUGGUAAAGGCUAAGAUAAGAGGACACGUGACUCCAGGGAUGGUCCUACCUCAGAACUUUUUAUCUAGUCAUAAGUAAAGAUUGUUCUUUCGAUAGCAUUGUGACAAUUUUCCUUUCUAGAGUCGGUUCUGUAUAUCACUCGUUUCCAGAACUAUGACACAUGCUUUGUUAUUCGCCAAAGUGUCGUCUUUCGCGACUUUUGACAGCCCAUCAGAGCGCGACCAAAACGUCGUCGGCUUUGUCCUCGCUAUACUUCUCUAACUGAUCCUACAAAUUGUAAUAACAUUGUUUGACAAUGCGUAACCCUCUUACGAGGUUCCCACUUCAAUCUUCCAUUUCACGACUUGACAAGUGGUGAGUAUUGGACGUGACUGUCAGGGUUAUUUAAUACUAACCACUGGUAUAACAAAAAGUUCAAACCCUCGUAAAAUGUUGGAGUCACGUUUUCGUCUUUUGCCAUUUGGUAAGCAGAGUUGGCGUAGUCGAAUCAGUGAUUCUGAGUUAGGCCAGUGUACCGCCCACCGCAUCUGACAUCGCUGUCAAAGUUUUGGGUUUGAUUCUCGGUCGCGAUGCCCACAUGUUGGUUCUCGGCCCUGCUCUAAGGUUUUUCCUCUUUACUCCGGAUUCUAAGGUUUUCCUUCCUCAUAAAGAACGGAAUUUGCACGUAAAUUGUUUGUCAGAUCGCUAAGACUAAUUAUUCUAUUAGUUAUUAUUAUUAAUAUUAAUGUUAAUAAUAAUACUUUAUUAUUAUUAUUAUUAUUAUUAUUAUUAUUUUUAUUUUUAUUAAACACAUAUUUAUUUCGUGAUUUUUUCGUUACUUUAGUUACUUUUUAUGUCGGUUGUAAACAUUAAAGUGAAAACUUUCGAAAGCCCGGCAAACUGGAGUAAUUAAGCGGAAAGCACCAUGUCGAGUGAAAAUAUAGCGCAUAAUAUUUCAGGUCUCCUCGCUAUAAGAGGAACGACUGAAUUUAGUCAGUUAUUGUGUCUUUUCAGGAACGGAGUGAGCCUCAAGCGAUUUGUUAAAAUGUUGCCAUGCAUGUUUUCAAUACUUUUAGAUCGCUCUUGAUUCAUGGUAUUUUUAUUUUGGUCAAAGGCCGCAGCGCAUAAACCUUAACAAGAAAAGUGACGUAGAAAGAAAUGCUAGAUUUCGUACUGGUGGGGAAUUUAUGCUUCUAACUAUUUUGUAACUGUACUCGUUUAAUCGCCUGCCUCUUGAUAUACUCUUAUACCAAGGUUCCUUCUUUCCAAUAUCUUUUUGCGGUGUUUAGAAAAACGGAUUACAGGUUUUCCGCUUUUCCGACGGCUUGUGACAAGUGAACAGGAAAAGAAGUUUUCUUUUACGGUUGUCGUCAUAUUGUGACUCUCGAAAUAUACUUUUCCCGUUUCUGGUUCAAUAUUUGCUGAUGACAUUUGAUCGGUCAUGAAUAUCAUCUAAUUUUUUCACGUUUUUAUUUCAUUCCAACUUAUUUUUCGCCCAGAUUCACCGUCCGUUAAGACCAUACCGUAUAAUUUUUUUCAGAUAGGGCAAUUAAAUGUUUUAAAAGUUAAAAAUGUGCGUUGAAAGUGGAAGAGUCUUUGCUCGCUUGUCAUUCGGUGUAAAGUUGACUUAGUCGCCAGUGUAGGGAAAUAUUUAUUACCUUUGUCAAAACAGUUGACAGCGCGCUCUCUUAGUGGCGGAAAUAAAUGGCACUUGCAGAACAGGUGAAACGGUUGUAUGAACUUUAUGUGAACAGACCCUCUGGCUUCACUUUGUUUGUGCCUAAUCAAGGAAAAGAGUUUUUCAAUUUUGCUCGUUCUUUGUGGAAAACAAACAAAAGCGUAGAGGUUGCACAGAAGUGAAGGCAGAUGGUGCUGAAUCAAUGUUGAGCUGUGUCAUUGUGAAGUGUGUUCCUAUUGUCCCAGUUAUCGUUAGUCUUUCCUUGUCAAGAGACGCUCUGAUCUCCAUGAACAAAAGCCCAGUGGGAUUCCUUCCUGAAUCAGCUAGCAUUCUAUGAUGGAGUUUCUUGUUCCGUGAAUCCGUGCGAGAGUUACUUUCAAUAUGGCUCGAAAGUACGUCCUCUUCCGGCUAUGAAUACGGAGCUCGCGCGCAACCACUUUUUUUAAAAUUAUUAGCGUUUGCAAACGUCGCUUGCAAUGACUUGAUUUUUUUGUCGGGCAAAUUGUAUGAUUUCUUGGCAACUAUUGUGUUAUUUAGUUUUCAAAAUUUACAUUUUUUUUGGCUUUUGUUUAAGGGUUAUCCGUCAUCACAGUGAUAUCCGUACUUGAACGGAAGCUGUCUAAAAUGGCCGGUAGAGCAGAACGAUUUUGUGGACGAACAGUGACUGAUGUACUAUUUUAAGUGGGAUAAAUCUUUCCCAAAUAAGUUUUCGUUAGACUUCGUUAAGUUUGUUUUGUUUGUCCGUUCGUGAUGGACAGUACAUUAGCUUUUGAAAGUUUCUCUAUCAACUCGAGCCCUUGUUUGAUCGCUGAUCAACCCUUUUUAGUACAAAACGAACUCCUUCAAAUUACUCGCGCUGGAGAUCAACCGUAAGACCACUAAAGGUCGAAUUAAAUUUUGCACUUGUAUAGCGUCGACUGCCACACAACGGAAACGAGUUUCGCGACCAAUUUCCUGUAUUUCAGUUGUUCUGUGAGCUGUGAGUAUACACCUGACAGAGACAUACAAACACAGGUGAUGGUGAUUGGUUCAGUUGUGUGUAUUGACGUGUUUCCAGCUUAUUACCAAGAAUUCCUCGCUUCCUUGACAGCUCAUAAGCAGCCUGCUUUCUUUCCCCUUAUUUUAUCUGUUCCUCUAGUAAACACUUCACUUUUCGAAUAAUUGCCGCUGUUUACUUAGAUCGAACUCGGCCAUUGUUCUGCAAAUGGCCAUUAAUUGAACGAAAUUAUGUUCAAGCGAAAGUUGGUCUGCUGUUUCUUCAGCUGCUGUACUGUCCAGUGGUAGCUAGAGUUUUGUUCUCGUAGUCGAGACGCGCGCUUCGCCUUCUUUGCAAGUUUUCUACAAACAGCAAGUCAGUUUCUUUUCGCGUGCUGGGGAAAUGAAAGCAAGACAUUUUCACCCAUUUUAAAACUGUACAUCUCUUCGAAAAUCGAGUAAGUCAAGCUUCGUUGUUGACUGAUGUUCUGUAUUUUUAAUCAUUUCAAAAAGAGUUGUCGAUAACAUUUUCUCCAUUCGCAUUAAUUUGUCGCUCUUUAUCGUUUUUCUCGCCAUUUUUUACACUCUCCAAGCGAAACCGCGGUUCGAUACCCUAGAUCUCCAAAAACAGCCGCUCAAAAAUGCUGCAGGGAAAAUGAUAGUCCGCACAAAAUCCGCGAAUAUUAUAUCUUUUUCGCACACGUGGGUUAGGACGUUUCGUUGUUUUUUUCUGUGGUUCGUAGAUAAAAUGUGAUAUAUAUAAGUGACUUCUUUCCCGUUUCUUGCUGACGGCAGGUAAACACCUCAUGGCGAGCGUAACUUAAGUAUAGCGUGAAUGCGCCUAUAUUUGAAAAUUUGCUCAGUCAAGAUGGCGGCAGUGAGGUGUUUACGAUGACUGUCUGUUAUGGGCAGGUGCUUGUGUGGGACAAAUGGCACCGACUAACAGCGACUAGUCACCACUAAUCUUGACGAUCGAAUUUCGAUCGCUAGCAGAGCACUGUUAACUUUUAGGAAGUGAGAAUAUAUUUUCGACGUUCCCUACUUGUUGGGGAUUUUUCAUGUUACAUUCUUUUUAUCAUUUUUCGCUGUAAAGUGGCCCGCGAUUGUUUCUCUGUUGAUGUCAAGUGAAGUGGUACAGCGUUUUGAACGAUUUAGCCUCGUGGGUACUGCAUUUUCGUCCGACGCUUAUUUAACAAUUUUGAAGAUAUAUAUGAUUGAGUAUUAUCGACUGGAUGCGAAUUAAUUUUGUGGCCAUUUAAUUUUCUUAUUCAUCUUGAGCUUUUGGCGCCUAUACAGACUAAAAUUACUGCUAACACCGGCAGAUUAGUGAAGUAGUUGGCGGUAAAUUACCCCUUUAAUAAUAGCGGCUCAAAUUCAAUUGCAGUAAAUUUUACUCUUUUAUUUUCAGGAUAUCAUCAACAUUGUCACGACCCAGCGAUCCCCGCGACCGCUCUUGAGUUUGAUGCGCCUUGGAUGUGUGUGUAUUGUUCAAUAGGAGCAUUUUGUCCUUAUUUGGAAAAUCCAUUUGAGAGUAAAUCCACGAGAAAAGGAGUUAGAAAGACAAGACUUCACACGGUAAACUUACUGGGUUAUAUUUGUUACUUAAUUUAUGCUAAGUGAGGCUCGAAUGACUGAGGAAAUCCCAUCCCAAUAUAUUUGCAGAGCUGUGUAUCUAAGGAACUGGCGCGUGAGUCCGGAUAUUCAAUAUUCUCCCGAAGGAAACAAAUCCGAAACAUCUCUUUCUGCGACAAAAAUGAAAGGGAUCAUCUCGGGCAGCAUUGUCGACAAAUUUCAAAAAAUAAUUUCUUUCCGUUACAAUAUGGAGAUUAGACAUGAAAUUUGUUUUGUUGGUGUGAGAUUAACCACACAUCUGUGCAAUCUUCCUGUUCAGCUUGUUAAGGUGUAAAGCUUAAAAUAGCAAACCGCUGUUUAUAGACUACGUCCAGUUCAACAACAGUGAACCAACUGUUUAUUGAUACCUCUUGCUUUGCUAAUGUACGUAAACAUCAGGUUUUAGGGGAAUGCGUUAGGUUUCGUUGGUAGGGUUGCGUUUUUUGUUUAGUUGUGAACAAAUGCCUCGCUACAAUCAACGACAAAAUCCUCACUACGGAAAAACGUGCAAAAUUUGUAAUAUCCUGUAAUUUGGAGGAGACCUUCUUAAAGCAGAGCCACCUUUAUAAAUUCCUCGCAGUUCCUCCUCGCCCACUCUAUACAAAGUAAACCUUGUUUGUGAGGGGGGAGGGGAUAGGCAUAUAUGAUUUAAAAAACGUCAAAAUAUGUCCAUGAUUGUGUUUUUAUGCUAAUAGAACAAUUAAGCCACCUAUCUACCGGUUAACUCCUGCUCAGAAUAACAAAGACAGAGAAAAAUGAUCAUAACGUAGUAGAUAGGAGAUCAUUUGCCGUGUAAUUUCAACAACAACACACUUUAUUUAGAAACUGAUAUUUACAAUGUGAAUAGUUACUACCCACAAAUAGUUGAAACUAGUCGAGGCAGGUAUGAUUACGUUAGGCUUAUUACAACAUGGGGAGAUAACUCCAACAACUACUUUCAGAGGAGAGUUCCAUAUUAAUUUUUGUAUGUAGGAAUCCCUGCGCACAGCCGACGUUGUAACUCUCACAAAAUUAUAAGUUUACUUUAAAUGAUUUUGAUUCCUUACUUUUUUGUUCUGUACUUCGAUAAUCGCUUAAACGAAAAAGGUUGAAGUUGAACCUGCUGUGUAUCACCUCACGUCAGCAAAAGCUGUUAAAAAUUCUGUUAAAAAUAAUUGCAGCCCAAUGGCUUGCCUAUUCCUAGUAAAUCCGGCACCGUAACAGACGUGUAGCUCAUCCGAGUGUCAGUAAAGCGCUUUCUAUUUUUGUGAUUGAAUCCUUCUAUCAUGAUACCAUGUUGAUAUUGCCACAGUCUUUUUACUAUCAUGUAGGCACAACUUUCCUCAAAUCGGAAAAAAUAUCAUCCGGCCCCUUUCAAUUCGCGAGAAGAUCAUGGGGUGACUGAAGUGCUGUUACUAAUAUCAUAGUCAUUAUUUUUAUUAUUAUUAUCAUCACCAUUAUCAGUAUUACUAUUAUUACUUGUGUAUUAUAUGUGUCUGACAGAGUUUCGAUUUUACAAAACUUUUGUUAUCAAUAUGCGUAAUGUUGUCUAUGGCCUUCGUUAGGGUGCCUUUAUAAUUCCAUGUAUUUAGCCACUUUGUGAGGGAGUGGCCUUGUUAAUCCUCUUAAACUUUUAUGACCCUUCUUAAUUGAGUUAAUUCACCAAAUAAUGCUGGCUCUAAUAUCUAGUAUCUCAUAUCGCUAAUAUCAGAUAUCUAUCUCUAAUAUUUUAAGUUAAUGAUAGAGCAAGAUAUAUAGACAACCACUUUUUUCCCCAAAACUCCUGUACAUGUUCGAUGGAAAAACUUUUGUACUUAAUCAUCAAGUGAAUUUACAAGCAUUGAAUACAAAAGAGCUUUUUCUGAGUUAUAUUGAUUUACGUCAGGUUAUCACUGGUCAACAAAAACUCAUCCAGUUAUCAGAUUUUUAACCCCUUUAUGUUUCAACCUCAAAAUAAAUUAAAGAAACAUGUAAAGUAGUUCUUUUAUUGCACUUUUUAACGAGUGGCCUUUAAAAUAACUGAAAAGCUCAGCUCAGCAGAAUCUUUGGCAAUACUUUCGCAAAAUUUGCUUUUCACUUUUUUGACUCUGGGAAGGUAUACGCUAAACACACAACUGCGACAAAUUAAGAAUAGUCCUUCAUGUAGAAGGUUAUCAUUUGCUCUUUAAAUAGGUGGAUACCCAAGCAUCAUUUUUUUUUGUUUACUUAUGUUAUGGAGGAAAGUAAAACGUUAAUGGGUACAAGCAGACUUAUCGGCGCCACUUUCCUAGACAUUUGACACGUUUUAAAUGGAUGCAAAGCAUUGACACAGUUGUGAUACUUGUUCAUUUGAGUAAAAGAAAAAAGUUUUUACAUCCGAUAAGUAUUUUAUAUAUUCAUUUUCAUAUGGUUUGUUAUCGUCCUCGAUGAGAUUUUGCAAAAAACGAGAACGAAAAAUGUUUAAAAAGAAGCUGCAAUUAACUUCUUGUCACGAGAUGAGGGCAAAAAAAUCUCGACUUCUCUUUUCCCCCCUAAAAGGUUUGGAAAUUCUACUUGUGUCACAUAAACCCAACGGCUCAUCUUUGCUAAUUAGGCACUGGCGCUCACGCGUAGGGAUGCCGUCAGGAGCCCAUUCCUGCGCAGGUUCAAACCGCGAGGUUCAUUACAUUGUUCUCGUUCCGUUACCAAACUUAAAAUUUCCUGUCGUUCUUUCGCUUUAUGUUUAACCCCUUAUAUUUAAACAUUUAGACGAAGUUUGCUAGCAGAACUUUUGUAUGGUGCUUUUAGUUUGUCCGAUGUCCUAUAAUAAUAUUCGAUAUGUUUUUGUAUAGGUCGGAUAUUUGGCCCUUGAGGGAACAGAAGGUCUAGUAUAGAACCUUCUCUUUGUUCUUCGUAACAGAUAGAUCCACAGCUUGAGUAAUGAAAACCCUUAAUUGUUGUUUCGUUUCCUUUGGUUUUUCUAAUUAAUGUCUGUAUUUUUACAAUGUUUUUAGAAACCCACUGUAACAACUUGAUAGCUGUUUCGGUUUUGCUAGGCUUUCAUCCGGUUUUAUUGACAGACGCUCCGUACUAUCAAAAGCAAUAACUGACAACAGUACGAAGCAUGGUAAACUAAGGAAGCACAUUACAAUACACGAGAUUAUAUUAGAAAAAGUAACUGGUUGAGUUUUAAAACGAGACGUGGAUGAGGGCGUUUACCUCUUUAUUUAUGCUUAAGAAUAUGGUAGAAACAGAAUUCAGUAAAGAUUGCUUUUUGAGUCAGCAGUUCGAUGUUGUGAAUCCUAGCUAGCCCUUGUAAGGUGUUGACAGCCGUAUUUUAUUCAUUUAUCUAUUUUUACGUCGCUAUUUACGAUAUCGCAAUUCUGCAAAAACUACUGUUUUCCAGUUUACAAAAAUCGGUGGUUUGAGUACCGUAUGACACUGUAGUGAUGCCUUUUCCCUUGAACUCACACUGGCAGUGACCUUUUAUUUUCCCUCGGUGUUCCUAUCAUUAACUCAACAAAACUGUUUUACGCGGAAGUCCAACUAGGGUUAAAAAGUCACAAAUGACUAAGUAGGAAGGAAGCUUGUAAAACUGUACGUCUAGUUUUACUUUCCCUCGGUGUUCCUACCAUUAACUCAACAAAACUGUUUUACGUGGAAGUCGAACUAGGGUUAAAAAGUCACAAAUGAUUAAGUAUGAAGGAAGCUUGUAAAACUGUAAGUCUAGACUGGUCAAGACCAUAAAAGGUACUUUUCAAAGAACCUCAGAAGUAAUUUCAAACUUUUGCGCCAUUGCAUUGUGUGAAGAGGAAACAGAUUGAUGCCAAGACUCUCUCUUGUACUCUGAGGCGGUUGGAAAAAUCUCAGCAGGUCAAUGGAAGUAUUGUUAUUCAUAAUGUUAUACAUAAUGAGCGCUUUAAUUUGUGCCUAAAACGCUUAUCGGGUGUGAUCCAUUUAAGACUGGCGUAUGUCAUCGGAGUCAGAGAUGUUACAAGGGAGCCUCCCUCAGGCUCUCUUUGUAUCGACUGAAGACCAUUUUUUUAGGUGCGUUAUUAAAACUGCUCUGAUCUCUAAGUAACAUUUCAGUUCGUAGGUCACGAAAAUCUAAUUUGACUUUCAGGGGUUUUUGCAAAUCUUAAACAUUAAUCCGUAGCUAAUGUUCUUACUGAUUUGCUGUACAAACGGCCCGCCACUCCUGGAUUUUUUUUCUUUCUGUUAAGUUCGGCACGAAACGUGAUCAAGUCACGUGUACUCGGAAAACACUCUGGAAAUCAAGUUUUGAAAAGGAUGAGUGGAAUGAUGCGGAUGGGCUCGUUUUGGCCGAAGUCGAGUCACUAGAGGCUAAACUUCACUCCAUACCCGUAACGUGAAGUAAGUUCGAUCACACUUUUUUCGUUCUACAUUUUUAAACCAUCACUCAGUACCACUGGAGGUAAAAAUCGGAUGUAAUAUUUUCUUGUUACAAUUUAUAAGCAAAAAUGCUAGUAAACUUUAACUGAGGAGAUUUCGUAAUUUAGUAUUUCAUUCGCAGACUCGUUAGAACCUCUUCUUUCAACGCAAAGGAAAGAGCUGCGGUCUUAGCUUUGCGCUGGGUUGAUCUGAAUAAACGGUGGCACACGGUUGUCACACUACAUGUAUACACGUAGGAUAUGUCUCGUACUAGAGGGCCGAAUAGUAAGGACGCUGUUAAACAAUUUCAAAAAACCAUUCUGCUUAGUAGUUUUCUUUUAAAUGAUGAACCUUCAUGUACUCUAGGGCUUUACCCGGAGACAGUAAACGUAAUUGUCUAGUGGAUUUAUUUCAGUCAUGGGUGAGGUAAACAAGGUCACGUAUUUGUGUUCAAUUCAAAUAAAUAGUUGCCAGUGUGUUUUGCGUGAAUAUUUUCAUAUCUUUUUUCCAUUAUGUUUUCCUUUAGUUAUCGUGGCUGUCUACGUUAAAUUAUUUCAGUUUCUGUCUAUUCAGAACUGACCAAAUACCAGUGAAAAAGGAAUUAUAUAGUGCGAUAUUCGCGUGCGUGCCUAAGCGUCUCAAAACAUCCUUCAUACAGGAAAUCGACAAGAGGCAUUUAAAAAUAACACGAACAAACUGAUAGACAAUACAGCAGCAUAUAUUAACUCAUGGUAAAUUUAGCUUCAGCUCUACCGCGUGUUGGUAGUUCCUUCAGCGCUGAAUUACAUGACACGUUGCAAAGGUUAAAAUUUGAGCAGAUUAAGUUUUUCCUGUUGUGCUGUUUCCUUGCAGCCCGGGUCUAAAAUCAAAUCGGAAAGAAGUCUAUAACCACCACCGUCUAAGCUUCAACUAAUAAAAUGGUCACCUUUAACCUCAAGUAUUUUAUUUUUUGAAAUAAAGCGAUGUCAUAAUUGGAAGGCCUACACGUCCCGGAAGAACAUCAAUAUUUAACACUUGCAAAGCAACGCUGUAAUCGAGGAGCAUUCGGGCUAUCUUUUUGCUGUUAUGAUUUUAAAUGAAAAAUCCAGCGCCAGUUUUGUUUAGGCUGUCAUUUUUCUCAAAUUAUAGAGUCAAGAGUGAAAAAAAAAAAUGGUAUGAUGCAAUAAAACUUUAAACCACAGUACAAAGGAAUGCUGAUACAUCUACAACAAUUCAUUAUUUGACCUCAAACGUGAUGCUAUUAAGUCCUUCUAGGAGUGGUUUUAGCUUUGACGGUAUGAGGUGAAAAUCGUUAAUUCCUGUUGUUUCAAGUAUUUUUUUGUUUUCUUUAUUUUUUCACUCUUCUUACAAGAUAUGCGGUGAUAUACAAAGAAGAUUGAUACUUGCUGUUCUAUUGUAUUUUUAUACACUGAGCGACUGGUCACAGCUGCGUGCGUCAGGUUGCACCUUUUAAGGCCUUAUUUGUUGCAGUCAUUUGCUGAAAGAAAUGACAUCUGCCCGAAGUUCUCGAGUUGAAAGCACGUUUUACUUGUAAACCUGUUUAACGAAUACUCUGUAGUUAUUCAAGGAAAACGCAAGGCACAACACAGCACCUUGAGUCGGAUAAGUGAUUUAUCUCCGAAGGAUAGUAUAUCUCAUCACACGGUCGGGCCAAUAUCGGCCUCACCACGUUGCUGAAUAUCGCGGUAUUGUUGAUAAAUAAGUGCCUGAGAGGUUAAUAUCUGCUUAUUGUAUUUGUAGUAUUGUUGCACCGAAUCGAAACAGUAUUGUAUGUUUUUUUUUGGCGUAAACAAAACUGAGUUACUUGGUGUUAACAUUAGAGGCCUCUGAUCCUGUUAUUACACAAUUUGAACAAAGUUUUUUAAGUUUGACAGGCUUUUCUGUUAAUGGAUAGACUUUGAACUUUUUUGCAAUGUUAUUCUAAAGUUUUAGGGUCGAUUGUAGUGUCAUGACACUCUUUGUUGAUGUUUGAAGUUUUCUUCUCUGUUUCAUUUGGCGCCGGUAAGAAGAUAUCAGACGAACUCUAAAAUACUGAUAAUGUGGGUUUUAAGUAGCUCUUGAAAAAUAUUGCUUAAGGAGUCAAACAUGUGGAGAUAUUGAAAGCUGCCAUUACUGAUAGAGGUAGUCGUGAGUUAAAUAGUUUUGUUUCCAAAAUACUUAAUCUUCACUUUGUUUUGGUCUGGAACUUUGUCAGUGUAGCCUCUGAAACGGGCUUUUUGCUGAGUUGAUUUAAUCGGAAUAUUCAGACUCCAUUGGCAGGAAACAGUCUUUCUAAGAUACUGAACAUUGAUAUGCCUCUCGCUAAUAAUUUUUAUCACCGCAAAAGCACGCUCAUUGAACCAAGUAUGUUCAGUUAUUAUUUUGUUAGUCUCACUGGAUACUUGUUUAGAGUGACUCAGCAAUCAGUCGCUGAAUAGUCAUUUCGUUUUAAACGUUGCGUCUAAUCAUUUUCCCUUUUAUUUUUUCAGCUCAAGACGGGAGAAUCUUACAUAAGUUCGGGAAAUUCUACAGAAGACGAAAAGGAUUUGCCAAGAGAGAAGGGGAGUGAGGUCAUAACCUCACGCGAUAUGUCGAGUUAUUACUUGUCUUCGCACAUGCAUCAACGAGACGGUUCUAAGCCGCGAGGAAAGCCUGCGUUCGGCCACAAAUCCAAAUCUACUGGGGAUAAACGUGGUCGCGGGACAGGAAGACCCUCAGGUCGCCCGGGUGUUCGUGAUCGCGAUCACUAUUCUGAUCGUAACUCUGAGUUAGAUUUAAAUCCGCAACGUAAAGGUUCACAUCAUUAUCAGAGACAUGGAAACGAUGUUUCGCGCCAUUCGGGGCGAUAUGGAUCCCCUGUACGUCGUCUCGGAGAAGAUUCCGAGGCAAGAAAAUUAUCUCCGACCAGGGAGUCCAAAAAAUAUCCGCAAGUGGACGAAAAUAAAGGAUCUAAAGUUGUUUCACACAGACGGGACGCGCCACGGGAAAAACAAAGACUAACUCAGGAUUUAGCGCGUCAAAAGAGACUUCUCAGUGAAGAUAUUGCUCGCGCAGAACUUCUUCAACGCGAGCAACUAAGCAAGAAAUACUCUGACAUGUUUGAGAACAGGAAAGAAAAUGUUGAUGCCGAUAGAGUAGCCGAGAUGGAUGAUGAGGAUGUGUGUAAGGAAAACGUAAACGUGGAAUUGUGUAAUGAGGGGGACAGAGAGCGAAGUCCUUCCAUGUACGAGCGUUGUUAUGGAGAAUAUUCGCCUGAGUACAAUAAUGAACAUGGACAAAAGCUCUCAGCACAGAAGGAUGGCAGUGAUACGGUUUGUAAGCUUCCAGUGGAGCGAGAAUCUCUUUUUGAUCGUUUCUUACGCAAGGAAUCAGUGCAGGAAAUGACAGAUAUUGAGUUUAUCAACGAAAGCAAAGUGGAGGUGAAGGGAAUGCGGUACACAAACAGGUUUUCUUCGGAUGAAGUAAAGUAUGGUGCAGAUAGCGUGACCAACUCCGAUGUUAGACCUGAACUGGAACCGCUAAAGUUCGAGAAUGUUACGGACGAUGAGCUUACUUUUAGCGAUGGUGAGAAAGAUUCCACGAAGGAACUGAAAACAAAUGGUGGAAGCCCAGUUAUGAAUAAAGCCUUGAGCCCGGUCGAAAAUGGUGUUGAUUCGGCGAGUGAAUCCAUCUGCAACGGUUUGGAGGAAACAUGCGAGCCAGCGGAGUCUUUAGUAAAAAAUGACCUUUUCUCUGCUGAAGAAUUAAUUACAAAUCUGGGAUACGAAUCUUGUGAAUGUGUAAGUGAGGAUGGAAAUCCAAACUGCGAUGACAAAGCGAGUGAAAGCAAUGAAAGGUGUACGGAGCAAUUUGCGGAAACAGAUCACAGCAGUAUCAAAAGUUCGAAAAUCGCGCGGCUCUUGGAAGAGCCCGACAUGCAAUGUGAGCACUCCAGUAAAAACAGAAAUGACUGUGUGUUGCAGGAUACUGAAGUGUCCGCUUUUGAAAUUAACGUUAAAAAAACCGACAGUGUGUGUCCAACAGAUACCACCGAAAAAAGGCUGGAAAAAGAAAGUAAAAACAAGCAGGCAGCAGACGGUACUGCAGUGGAGAAAGCUGAUGUAAGAGAAAUUCAAGGAUCCAAACUUAAGGAAAAAGAAGCUCCCAAGAGCAACUCCUGUAGUAUACAGCAUAACUCCCUUGAGAAUGUCACCAACGAAUCGGAACUUUCCAACAUCGAGGGAAUGUCGGAUGCUGGGGAACUAAGCGAAACCGAAGUUGGAACGGUGGUAACUCGGGAGAAAGUUAAGAAAAAGAAACGGAGAAAGCAGAAAAGUAGUAAGACCAUUCCCCAGUCGAAUGUGACCAAUCCUCGGCGAAAGUCUAAAGGAAACAAAGUUCGUUCACCCGUAAAAGACGCCAAGACAACUAAACGAAUCAAGCAGCUCGAUUCAGAAAGCGAUGAGGAUGUUUUGCGGAAGAAGAGUAAAGAGACAACAGAAGGAAAUGCGCGUUUAAAAGUUGUCGGUAACUGCAUCACAACGGGACCUAAUAAUUUAAAGAAUUUAAUGGAGUCAAGUCCUCCACCCUCUACGUGUGAUAAUGACAGCAGAAUUAACGAGUUUAACGGUCAUGCUGAAAAGGAUGAUGAAACUGGCUUGUUAUCACCCAACGAAGACGGUUAUUGUUUAAACAAUACUGUCGAAGAAGUUGUUGCCAUGGGGACUGUUGGUUCAGAUCAUUGUGAUAGCAGUCAGGAGACAAACGCUCUCUCGCCAGUCGAGGACGACGGGAAAAAAGAGCCUGGCAGGAAGGAGAAAAGGAUCGGGAAAACCAAACGAAAGAGCGAAGAAAAGGAAAAAGAGAAGGAUAGAUCCACUCCGCCUCAUCUUAUCAGUCAGAACCGUUACGCGCGGGAUCUUCCUCGACAUAACUGGCUUGUGGAGCGCCUUCUACAGCAGAAUAAACUCUGCGCGGAGGACACGAUACAACACACACGUGACACUAGCGACGAUCAAGACAAGGACGAGAACCAGGUUGGUGAUGAGCCAAAGCUACCUAACGCUAGUGACAAAGAAAACCCGAUAGAGAAGUUAAUGAGCUCGCCCGUUGAACCUGUUACUGAAACAACUGAAGUCACUGGUUCAUUUUCGCCCCAACAACAGAGCGAUGAGGAAAGUCCAGGGAGUCCGUCAAAGGAUAGUAUCGAAAAUGAACUUCAUGGUGGUUUAUUGCGAAAAAGUUUUCCUCCGAAUGUGCCCCGAACAUUGCCUCGAUUAAAGCCUUCUCUUGCUGCCGACUCAAGCGUUGGAAGUGUCAGUAAACCUCCUCCCCCGCCGUUAAAACACAGUUUAUCGUCCAAUGAAUCUUGUGGGCUGGAACCUCUACCCAAACUAAGAAAGAUCGUGGAUGAGAACGAACUUGAAAACGAACCUCCGGAGAAAGAGGACUUGAAUUCAGAGAAACAGAAAAAUGACGAGUCAGGAUCAAAUGAAGUAGACCAACGGCGUAAAAUUAUGAGUCCUAUUGAGAUUCUCGACGAUGAAGACGAGAAAAAGAGACGGGAAGAGGAGGAAACAGCCAACGGUGUCAAGGCCUUGACAGCAAACGAGGAACUAAACUCCAGUUUUAAUGAAACGAGCCACAAGGACGGAGAAAAAUCGCCUGCAAAGUCUUCCAGCUCGUCACCACCUGGUAGGCACAAUUCUUUCACUUCUCCCAAGAAACCUUUUGGUGGUGUAAAUCCCACAAUUCCUGGCAAUAUCAGGGAAAAAUUUAGCCGAUCGAUGCACAUUCCACCUCACCGCGCCGCCAUAUUGAUUCCUGUCGUCUCGUCGAUGCACGAUGGUGGUAUACCGAUAACGCCAGGUCUCGGUCCUGCAUCCCCGCACGUGAAGGGUUAUUCUCCAAGGACCUUCACUCCACAUUUACUCACUCAUGGUGCACCGGUCCCUCGACCCAGCAUGUUUGGAAGUCACCUGUCCCAAGGAGGGCGGUAUUCUGCUGCUAACUGUGGACACCAUAUGCACGGUAACAUGAACUCUGGAAUACCUUGCAAACGGGACGUUAACUGUCCUUUCCAUGGAAACAAUCCGAGAGGCAUCCCACCUGGAAUUCUAGAUAUCCCUGGUCAUCAUGGUCCUGUGCACAGCUUUGGACAUCACAACAACCAUGACCAUUUGUCCGCGGUUAUGUCGCGCGAGAGACGCGAGUUUGACAAAGGAUCUAGCCAGUCUCCCCCUGGUAGAGAUCCUCUUGGAGAGAAGCAUACCCUCCAAACGCCUAAAGUGGUUAAACCUAUUGCGCAUGUGCCUGGAAAACGACCUCCAUUGAUGCUAUCACACCUUCAGCAAAUUGGCAAGCAUUCACCGGCGUCCUUAAAAGAACUUGAAGCUUUACACGACGAAAAAGCGAGGCGCUAUGAAGCUGAUAUCUUGCUUUCACCUCGUCAACUGCAGAAGUCCCCAGAUAGAUCCCCCAGGGAACAGGUUGUACCUAACCUUUCUCCACUGCAUGAACGUAGGCCUCACCAUCAGCAGUUCACGUUGUCAGAGCUCAACCGAAGAAGAGAAGAAGAAAUGCUAAAGGGGAAACCCGAUGAGGGAUUGAAGCCCAAGCCACUCCCAGGGGAGUUUGUACCUCCUGGCCUUCCUUCAUCCGCUCGUGGACCUCCUAAGCUUACUCCGCCGCAUUCCACAGAACCAAGCUUGCUUUCUCCUGGACGCGGCCACAGGUCAGGAUCAAUGUCUCCUGUGGAUAAGCGCGACCAGAUACUUUCACUCAGGCGUUUGGUUGAGGACAGGGAGCCUGGGGCCAUCAUGAAUGACUUCCUCAAACCCGGGCCACCACGUCUGCGACCAGUAGAAGAAGGAGACUUGAGAUUGUCAUCUGAAAGACAGAGACGGGAAGAAAUUUUUCUGAAUCGAAGGUAUAGCUCACCAUUUUUAAGAGUGCCGUCAACAAAGGAAUCAUCGAUAUACGCUGGAAAGAUAUCGGAGGGCGUUGAAAUUGUCAGCCCUCGUGGAAUAGAGCCCUCAACGGCCCGAGAACGAGAUUUGGAGGCAUCCCACUUGAAACCGUCACAUUCCAGUAUUAUGAACACAGGUAUCAGAUUCAUUGAAGAUAAAAGGAUGCAAGUUGAAAAAACGAGAGAAACUGUUAGCAGAGAUGAAAAACGCGGUAGAGAACAAGUCAGCCCGGAAAUGGAACGUAGGCUUCGCCUUGAGCAGUUGGAGGAGCAAAAGACUAGAAGCCGGAGUUCGGAUCUUCUUCAGAUCAAAGACAAAGAUCCAAGAAUAGAACUGAGAGACAAGGACAGUGCCAGGAUAGCCGCGUCUGAAAGAGACCGCGCGGAUGACCUGUUGCUUCUCCGUGGUGGUGAAGAGAGCAGUAGACCUAGGAUGCCGUCUGAGGUUUCGCCCUCUUUGCGUCAUAAGUUGUAUCCAGAAAGAGCCUUCCUCCCUGCUGGGUUUCCUGGUCGAUUGGAUCCCCGAAUUGACCCUCGGAUGGUUGCUUUACACGAGUUGGAAAUGCACCGACGCGGAGAAGUGAUUCGAGCCUCGGAGCCUUCGCAUCGAGAAUUACUAAGUCGGAUGGCAUCAUCCUUGCCUAUUAGUAAAGGCGGCUCGCCGAUUGGCAAAUCGAUCUUUGUUAGGCCAGAUGGUUCGUUGGAAAGACGAGGUCCUGACUCCUCUCGUUUACCCUCAGAAGUUCAUGCAUACUCUCCACCAACUUCACUUUCCUCUCGAGAGUUUGGCCCGAUGAUGAAUUCACGACAAGCCAUGGAAAGGCUGGCUGCGGCAGCUGGGAAACCCGGGUCCCUAUUUAGAGAACAGGUUAGAUUUAGUAUUAUCUCGUCAGUGAAUCUGUCACUGCCGAGUUUACUCUAGAACUCUGCUAUAAAAACGAUGAGUUUUUGCGAACUGUUGCUCAGUUAUCCUGUUCCUCAUUGUACAUUUUCAAUACUCUUACAACCAGCAAGCACUCAAAAUACAUGUAUUUGUUUAAAAAUUGCAGAGAACGUACUGCAUAAAGAUACUGUUUUCAUUCGAGUGUCGAAAUUAAGUUUGUUUUAUGAUAUAACAUAAGAUGAAAAACUCCCUUCCUUUGUAAUGCAUACACUUAGUCUUAUGAACUAUAGUCAUCUGGCCCUGACUUCCUUUAAACAACCCCAGCUGUUUAACCCAAUCUAUGAAAGGUAAAGGCAAACCAAUAUAAUGCUUUGCCGCACAUGUUACCGGUUUACCGUUUAUUGAGCAAGGUUUCGAUUACCUGCUUUUAUUGUAAAUUAUUACUAGCGUUAUUCAAUUAAUAGCCGUUCUCUUUACAAUACGAAUUUUGCAGGACCUUGAACGCGAUAGAGAAAGAGAGAGGCAACGGAUGAGUUUAGAGCAGAUAGAGGCCAAUAGAAGACUGUUGCAUGCGGAACUCAAAGACAAAGUGAAUCCACUCGUAUUUAGCAAAGAACAUCAGCUGAGAAUGGAGCAGAAGCGAGAGCAUAUAGACGCAAUGAGGGCGAGAGAAAAGCGACUCGCUGACCGCGAAAGGUUCAUGUUUAUGGAAAGGAUAGCAGAGGAAAGAAAACGAAGGUUCAGUGAAUUGGAUUCUCAUGGUGGAAUUUUAAUCCGUCACUCGUCGCCCCCUCGGUUUGGUCCUUUAGCAGAUCGAGAAGAGUAUGAGAGAGUAAAGAGACUUAAGCUCAGUGAAGUGUCGGUUUCAUCACCCGGAUUAGCGCAGCACUCUAAACAUUCGAGUACGAACCUUCUCCACUCCGAAAGAAAAGAACCAAAGAACCACCACAUUUUAACCUCCUCCCAAGGAAGAGAGAAAUCGAGCGAAACCCCUGAUGCAAGAAUUAACCGCCAGCGGGAAAAUGAACUUGUUAAACAGUCAACAAAUAGCACUUUGUAUGAUCGAGAUACUAUCUGGCAUCGAAAUCGCGGGCAAGGCGGUCGGGCGCAGGAAAGCAUGGAGCAGAAAAGAAAAAGUCUUCAUUCUGAAGCUUCACUUCACGGGUUCAUGCCCCUUAAGGGAGGACCCCUGAUGUCCCAGCGAGAAGACGGGAAAGGCUCCGCUGGUAAGCACGAUGAUGAUGACGUCAACCGUUGCUCGGUGUGCAAACGUGAUGCGUCGUUUCUGUGUUCUGGUUGUCAGGCAGCGUGGUAUUGCAGCUCCGAUUGUCAGGUAGAUAAAUAACCACCUACUCUUUUUUCCGUACGGUACAAUAGAAGUGCUAUUUUUGAACCUCCUAAGGAUAGAAAAUGUUGGUGGUUUGAAAAUUAGAGAGUUUGAUUGGGAAAGGAGAGUAAAUUUUGGUUUGAAUUAUCGGAGUUUUCAAAAACCGGGAGUUCGAGGAAAAGGGAUUCUACUGUACUACGUCAGUUCAUCCCCAUAAUGAUUAUAACCAAUUUUCUCCUUAUAAAAUCGAUACUGUGUCAACCAAAGAAUUUUAGAAAUGAUCAUGUAAGUCCAUUCUCUGUAAUUACUUAUGAUCAGUAAAAUUCUGCUGGCACUCCGUUGCAAAUGUUGUAUUCUGAUUUGCUGACUUGCCAUCAGCUCCGAGAUUGGAACUGGUGGUUAAUAUCAGUGUACGCCAAUAAAUGCUUUAUAAAUAUCACCAGACCGUGCUCCAAUCUUUGCGAUAGGAUAUACUAGCAGGUUUUUACUAAGAUAAUUACAAGGGUUGUUCGCUGUUGGUAUCGGCUUAAAUGAUUGUUUCAGGUCUUCGCCCCGUGUCAACGCCUGCCUUACAGCGAAUUUGGUCAUUAAGCAACGUUUGGUGUACUCUUUUGCCUACGAGCUAAGCGCUCGAAAGAGAGAGGGGUUACUAAAAGGAACAGAAGGUUAAGGGAGGGGAGUCCGAGAGGAGAGGGAGGUAGAGGAGUCCCCCCUUCUUCCUUGCGUGCCCUUCGUGUCUUUUUCCCUUCGCCGAUUUUCCUCUUCCACUUUCCCUUUGGACCUCCUGCCACAAAGGCUGUGUAACAUUUGAAGAAAACGGUUAGCCACUGGGAACAGUUUCCUACCUUCUAUGUUAAAUUGGUUGACCAACCGAUAUAUUAUUGACAGAAAUCUAUGAAAGACUGCAAGCUUAAAGGAAGCGAUUUUGCUCAAGGCUGGUGCCGCUCAAUUGAUUGCUCAUAAUUGAUUAUUGUAGUAUUUUAUGAAAAGAGCAAACCAACUCUCUGAAAACAAGGUGUUUCAUGCGGAUAUUCUAUUUUUUUUUUCAAUUCUAACAGCAAAUUAUUUACUUUUCAUUUUGCAGUUGUCAGCUUGGGGAACACACAACAGAGAGUGCAGUCAGAAUAAGCGUCAAUAGUCACCUCUUAGCGCGAUAUGAAACUUCAAAUGAAAACGGACAAAAAUGCUGAUUUCAUUCAUUCUAGACCCCAGUGCCUUCAGUGUGCUGCAUGCAAAGGAAAGGUCAGGCAUGCGCAAACGUUAAGAGCUCUGGUUUAAAUCAAGAAGUGAUUUUUCAUCUUCUCAUACAAAUAGAGUAUAUAAUAGUCUUGUUUGAAACAUUUCAUCUGAAUGUUCACUCAUUUAAUUUCAUCCACGCCUCAGAAACUAGCAAUUUACCCAAGUUAAAGGGGCAGUCUUGAGGAAAGUAUUAAAAUUCGAUUCUUGUAGCAUAAUUUUGACCAAAAUUCGGAAUAACAGUUUAAUAUUCUCACGUCUCCAACUGGAUGCAUCAAUUUGACGUUUUCUCAUGAGUGUUUUUGUAAAAAAAAAUAUAAUAAAAUAAAUACAUAAAUAGAAGUAAUGAGACGUAACAAGUCAGUACCAGUGUCAUAGACGACACUGGAAAAGAUUUUUCUAGGUUCAAUUUAUCCAUAACUGAAAACAUGCUUUUCUCUGCCCUAGAAUAAUCGCCGGUUUGAAAUAACAUUUGGACUUUGGCAAAAUAUAAAGUAGACGACAAUUUCCUUUUAUUAUGCCACUGGAUGUAAACUGUUUAGACAAAAAUUUAUUCAUUGAUGAUUAAUUUUCCCCUUAAUUCACAUCUAGAAAAAGAGUGUAAUGGUAUGGCGCUGAAUUAUUCCACAGGCAAACGUACUUUUGGCAAUAGUGACGGUAAUGGAAAGCGGAACUGAGAUAGGCCAGAAUUUUACAUAGGUUAAAUUGUUCGGAGGCUUUCAGUUAUAUAGUUCUUCUUCUGUUAUAAUUUGUUUCUUUAUCAGUGUAAAAUUUGCAACAGCCAGUAAGAAAUAAUUGCCAUGGGAUGUCGAGGUUCUUCCCUAAAAUUGUCGUGAGGAAGAUUCGAGGUCGCGCCUAGCUGGCGCGCAAACAAUGCAUAUCCUGUAUCCCAUAGGGUGUACGCGUAUGAUAGAGUACAAAGCGAUCCAGGGAGGUAAUCUGUGUUUUGUGUUUUGUUAUUCUCUAUUAGUUCACAUUACAUUUGUACACAAGUGAUCGAAUAAUUUCCUUUUCACUCGUCAGGAUUGUAUAAUUAUUAUGAUAGUGAAAGUUAAAAAUUUUGUUCGGCGGAACAACGGAAGGAAGCAAGGCUGAUUUUACAGUUGGGAAUAUAAUUAUUGCUGUUAUUUCGAAAGGCACGAUAUUUCACUUGUAAACGAUUGAUAUUAGCCCUGCUUCUUUCCGUUGUUCAUACAUUUAUAGCUGAUUAGAUCCCCUAUAAGGAUCCGGUUCGUCUAUUUUGAAAUGCUGGUCCUUAUUUCCAAGUAGGAAGGAUGUUAUCGUCUACACUGAAUGAUUUACAGACGCAAAAAUCUUCUAAGGAGAAGAAUGUCAUAGUGUUUUUUUUAUAGAAAAGGGAUUUUUAAAAAGAAUCAAUUCUGAAACACUUUUUAGAAGCAUUGUUAUGGUGCCCCUCUAGAUAUCGUCAUGUUCUUACGCGCAUCUCUCGAGAUAUCUAGGCCCGCGCGAGUGUCCCGCGUGAGUGUAGCGUUCUUUAAACCUUGCGUAAAACCUCGACCUAAAUCCAAGCAAGAUUAGUAAAAUGACCAUGGCAUCACAAUAGUAAAUCGAGGACAUUUUUAGAUUCAUGCAAAUUAAAUUAUUAAAGAAACUUCAUAUCUUUAAUUUAUCUCAGACAUGGUCUAUUUAUGUAAAUUUUAAAUUAUGUUGGAUUUAGGAAUGUAAAGUUUUCAGGAAAAAAAAAUGUAUUUAUUUCUGGAUACGAAUUUCUCCGUGGCGGUUGUAAUGUAUAAGGAUAACAUCUCAACGUCAUUUUCAAUAAAUUCUUUCCCAUU